GGUGAUUUUGCGCCGUCCAGUGGACAAACCGAGAACUACAACAAAACAUUAGAAAACAAACAUGGCGGCGGCUACGACGAGACUCGUCUCAAGGUUGACUCUGGUCACUGGGGGAGGCAGUGGGAUUGGACGGGCCGUGUGCCAGCGUUUGGCCUCUGAGGGCGCCUCCGUGGUGGUCGCUGACAUCAGUGAGGAGUCAGCCAACGAGACACUGAGGAGCCUGCAGAGUGACCUCAGGGGACAGGGUCACAUGGUGGCGGCAGUGGAUGUCUCGUCAAAAGAAAGCAUAACGAGGCUGGUCACAAGUAUACAGACUCAUUACUUCCAGCCUCCCUCGGUGUGUGUGAACGCAGCAGGCAUCACCCAGGACGACUUCCUGCUCAGCAUGACGGAGGAACAGUUUGACAGAGUCAUCCAGGUCAACCUGAAGGGCUCGUUCUUGGUCACACAGGCUGUCGCUCAGGCUCUGGUGGCCUGUGGAGCACCCAAAGGAUCCAUCAUUACUGUGGGCAGCAUCGUGGGAAAGGUGGGAAACAUGGGGCAGGCGAAUUAUGCCGCCUCAAAAGCUGGAGUGGAGGGUUUAACCAGAACUGCUGCCAAAGAGCUCAGCAGGUUUGGGAUUCGGUGUAACUGCGUCCUGCCAGGAUUCAUAUCGACUCCGAUGACGGAUAAAGUACCAGAGAAAGUUAUUACCAAGAUGAAAGCCUUGGUGCCUAUGGGAAGGAUGGGCGAACCUGCAGAGGUCGCCGAUGUCUGUGCCUUUCUAGCCUCGGAUGAUUCUCGAUACAUCACGGGAGCCAGCAUCGAGGUGACAGGUGGACUUUUCAUCGGCUAAAACAAGUGCCUGUCACACUGAUGAAGACCAAUGGGAGGCGAGUCCCUUCAUAGUUAAUUUAAUUGUUAAAGGGGUCCUUGUUUUAGUGGCUCUUUAAUCACUGUUUGUGUUUUAUAAAUCUGGAUGUGAACAUGUACUGUACAGUGUAAAGAAACUAUUUGUGCCAAUAAAUUACUUCUGUUUGUGA
This is a messenger RNA of Toxotes jaculatrix (banded archerfish), 1022 nucleotides long. RefSeq names its product hydroxysteroid (17-beta) dehydrogenase 8 (gene hsd17b8). The record is from RefSeq and is a predicted model, not a curated record. Lineage: Eukaryota; Metazoa; Chordata; Actinopteri; Toxotidae. The transcript is spliced from 9 exons. Bases 62 to 835 code for a protein of 257 amino acids. Gene Ontology annotation, molecular function: oxidoreductase activity, acting on the CH-OH group of donors, NAD or NADP as acceptor.